Molecule: messenger RNA, 15000 nt
Organism: Gekko japonicus
Lineage: Eukaryota; Metazoa; Chordata; Lepidosauria; Squamata; Gekkonidae
Gene: PLEC
Product: plectin
Biological process (GO): wound healing; intermediate filament bundle assembly
Cellular component (GO): membrane; cytoplasm; cytoskeleton
Molecular function (GO): keratin filament binding; structural molecule activity; protein binding
Source: RefSeq, a predicted model, not a curated record
AUGGUGGCCGGGAUGCUGAUGCCUUUGGGGCAGCUGCGCGCCAUCUACGAGCUGCUCUUCCGGGAUGGCGUCAUGGUGGCACAGAAGGACCGGUGCCCACGUAGCCACCAUCCCCAGCUGCCGGGGGUCACCCACCUGCAAGUCCAGCGGGCCAUGGGCUCCCUGCGCUCGCGCGGCCUGGUCCGCGAGACCUUUGCCUGGCGCCACUGCUAUUGGUACCUGACGGACGAGGGCAUCGCCCAUCUGCGCGACUACCUGCGCCUGCCGCCGGAGAUUGUGCCCGCCACCCUGCAGCGCACCCGCCGCCCUGUUGCCAGGCUGAGGCCUGCCUCCCACCCGCCUCGCACGCAGACCGUGUCAGGGCCGCUGGCCUGCCCCCCCAAGGCCCAGGAGGCCUCGCGGCAAGCCUAUCGCCGGAAGGAGGACCUCGCCCCGCCUGCCGUGCGGGCAGCGUCACAGGUGGCAUCGGAUGCCCAUCCCGCAGAAGACGAACGGGAUCGGGUCCAGAAGAAAACUUUCACCAAAUGGGUCAACAAGCACCUUAUCAAGCACUGGCGGGCAGAGGCCCAGCGCCACGUGAACGACCUCUACGAAGACCUCCGCGAUGGACACAACCUGAUUUCUCUCCUGGAGGUGCUCUCGGGAGACACCCUGCCUCGGGAGAAGGGCCGGAUGCGGUUCCACAAGCUGCAGAAUGUGCAGAUUGCCCUGGACUACCUGAAGCACCGGCAGGUGAAGCUGGUGAACAUCCGGAAUGAUGACAUUGCGGACGGGAACCCCAAGCUGACGCUGGGCCUCAUCUGGACCAUCAUCUUGCACUUCCAGAUCUCCGACAUCCAGGUGAGCGGCCAGUCGGAGGACAUGACCGCCAAGGAGAAGCUGCUGCUGUGGUCUCAGCGCAUGGUGGAAGGCUACCAGGGCCUGCGCUGUGACAACUUCACCACCAGCUGGCGCGACGGGCGCCUCUUCAAUGCCAUCAUCCACCGGCACAAGCCCAUGUUGAUCGAUAUGAACAAGGUCUAUCGGCAGACCAACGUGGAGAACCUGGAGCAGGCCUUCUCGGUGGCCGAGCAUGAGUUGGGGGUGACCCGGCUGCUGGACCCGGAAGAUGUGGACGUGCCCCAGCCGGACGAGAAGUCCCUCAUCACCUACGUCUCCUCGCUCUACGACGCCAUGCCCCGCGUGCCGGACGUGCAGGACGGCGUGAAGGCCAAUGAGCUGCAGCUGCGCUGGCAGGAGUACUCGGAGGUGGUGACCCUCCUGCUGCAGUGGAUCCGGCACCACACGGUGGUCUUUGAGGAGCGGAAGUUCCCGGCCAGCUAUGAGGAGAUUGAGAUCCUGUGGCGCCAGUUCUUGAAAUUCAAGGAGACGGAGCUGCCCGCCAAGGAGUCCGACAAGAACCGCUCCAAGGCCAUCUAUCAGUCCCUGGAGCCUGCCGUGCAGUCCGGACAGGUGAAGGUGCCCCCCGGCUACCACCCGCUGGACGUGGAGAAGGAGUGGGGCAAGCUGCACGUGGCGAUCCUGGAGCGGGAGAAGCUUCUGCGCUCUGAGUUCGAAAGGCUGGAAAGGCUGCAGCGCAUCGUCAGCAAGCUCCAGAUGGAGUCCGGCCUCUGCGAGGAGCAGCUCAACCAGGCCGACACCCUCCUGCAGUCGGACAUCCGGCUGCUGAACGCGGGGAAGGCUCCUCAGAAGGCGGGCGAGGUGGAGCGCGACCUGGACAAGGCUGACGCCAUGAUCCGUUUGCUCUUCAACGACGUGCAGGCCCUCAAGGACGGGCGCCACCCCCAGGGCGAGCAGAUGUAUCGGAGGGUCUACCGCCUGCACGAGCGGCUGGUGGCCAUCCGCACGGAAUACAACCUCCGCCUGAAGUCCGGCUCGGCGCCCAUCGCCCAGCUCACCGUGCCUGUCACCCAGCGGCCCCGGCAGGAGCUGGAGGACGUCACGCUGCGCUACCUGCAGGACUUGCUGGCCUGGGUGGAAGAGAACCAGCGGCGCAUCAGUGCAGCCGAGUGGGGCAUCGACCUGCCCACGGUGGAGUCGCAGCUGGGCAGCCACCGGGGCCUGCACCAAUCCGUCGAGGAGUUCCGCGCCAAGAUCGAGCGGGCCCGUGCCGACGAGGCCCAGCUCUCUCCGGGCCCUCGCGGGGCCUACCGGGAUUGCCUGACCAAGCUGGACGUGCAGUAUGCCAAGCUGCUGAACUCCUCCAAGGCCCGGCUGCGGCACCUGGAGAGCCUCUACGCGUUUGUGGCAGCCGCCACCAAGGAGCUGAUGUGGCUGAAUGAGAAGGAAGAGGAGGAGGUCAGCUACGACUGGAGCGAGCGCAACAGCAACAUGGCUGCCAAGAAGGAGAGCUACUCGGGGCUGAUGCGCGAGCUGGAGCAGCGGGAGCGGAAGAUCAAGGAGAUCCAGAACACAGGAGACCGGCUGCUGCGAGAAGACCACCCGGGCAAGCCGACGGUGGAGGUAGGGCUUGCAUCCCGCCAGCCGCCGGAGACCCUGAGGCCGUGCUGCUGCGAAGCGGAGAGUGGCUCCACGUGGCAGUCUUCCUCCCCACAGUUCAUGGCUGAUGUGAAAGAAGCUGAGGACUUCCUGCGCAAGACCCAGGAGACCCUGCGGAAAAAGUUUGCCUGCGACCGCUCCACCACCGUGACGCGCCUGGAGGACCUGCUGCAGGACUCCCUGGACGAGAAGGAGCACCUGGCCGAGUACCAAGGUCAGCUGGCCGGGCUGGCCAGGCGGGCCAAGGCGGUGGUCCAGCUGAAGCCCCGGAGCCCCACGACCCCCCUCAAGGGCCGCCUGCCUCUCCAGGCCGUCUGCGACUACAAACAAAUGGAGGUGUGUGUGGGGGGGGGCGGUGGCAGCCAGACGGUGCGAGGGAUGGGGGGGGGGGCUGCUGGGUGUGGGCUGGAGGCCUCAUUUUGGGCUGCUUGUUCUCUCUCUCCCCCCCCCCCCCCCGCAAGACACCGGCUGGAGGCCACUCAGCAGAGCUUGCUCAGCCUCUGGCACCAGCUGCACAUCGACCUGAAGAGCCUCCUCUCCUGGCAGUGCCUGCAGCGGGACAUCCAGCAGAUCCACUCCUGGUCCCUCCUCAUAUUCCGGACGAUGUCCCCGGAGGAUUACAGCCAGACGCUCCGCAGCCUGGAGACCCACUACCAGGAGUUCCUGCGCAACAGCCAGGACGCGCAGAACUUCUUCCCGGACGACCGGCUGCACGUGCAGCGUGAAUACACCACUUGCACCCAGAAGUACGAGCUGCUGCUGCGCAGCCUGGAGAGAGGUGAGCAGGAGGAGUCUCUGUGCAGGAACUACAUUUCCCAGCUGAAGGACAUCCGCCUGCAGCUGGAGGGCUGCGAGUCCCGCACCAUCCACAAGAUCCGCUCACCACUUGACAAGGAUCCCGCCAAAGAGUGUGCCCAGCGCAUCAAUGACCAGCAGCAAAUCCACCUGGAGCUGGAGGGCAUCAAGAAGAGCCUGGGCAAAGUGAGCGAGAAGACGGAGCAGGUGCUCUCUCAGCCAGAGCCCUCCGGCUCGGCCCCCACGCUGCGCUCGGAGCUGGACGUCACUUUUCAGAAGAUGGACCAGGUGUACAGCCUGUCUGGCGUCUACCUGGAGAAGCUGAAGACCAUCAACCUGGUGAUCCGCAGCACUCAAGGCGCGGAGGAGCUGGUCCGGAAGUACGAGGAGCAGUUGAAGGAAGUGCAAUCGGUGCCCGCUGACCUGAAGGCACUGGAGGAGACCAAGGCGGAGCUGAAGAGGCUGCGCAAGCAGGUGGAAGGGCACCAGCCCCUCUUCGACACCCUGGAGGCAGACCUGGGCAAGGCCAGCGAGGUGAACGAGCGGAUGGUGCGGGGCCACAGCGAGAGAGACAUGGACCUGGACCGCUACCGGGAGCGCGUGCAGCAGCUGCUGGAGCGCUGGCAGGCCAUCCUGGCCCAGAUCGACCUGCGCCAGCGGGAGCUGGAUCAGCUGGGCCGCCAGCUCCGCUACUACCGCGAGAGCCACACCUGGCUCAUCCAGUGGAUCCGGGAUGCCCGGCAGCGCCAGGAGGGCCUCCAGGCCGUGCCCGUCACCGACAGCAGGGCCGUGCGGGAGCAGCUGCUGCAGGAGAAGCAACUCCUGGAGGAGUGUGACCGGAACCGGGAGAAGGUGGAGGAGUGCCAGCACUUUGCCAAGCAGUACAUUGAUGCGAUCAAGGUGAGGCUGCGGAGGUUUCUCUCCCGCCCACCCGACUCCAUCCCCGGCAAGCUUUGGGGCUCUCCCUUUCUGGCGCACUGACCGCCUCCUCCUUUGGUGAUGCAGUACGUGGACCUGCGGACGCGAUACAGUGAGCUGACCACGCUGACCAGCCAGUACAUCAAGUUCAUUACGGAGACCCUGCGGCGGCUGGAGGGAGAAGAGAAAGCCGCGGAGAAGCAGAAGGCGGAGGAGCGGAGGCGGCUGGCUGAGGUGGAGGCCCAGCUGGAGAAGCAGAAGCAGUUGGCCGAGGCCCACGCCCAAGCCAAGGCCCAGGCCGAGCAGGAGGCCCUGGAGCUGCAGCAGCUCAUGCAGGAGGAGGUCAGCAAGCGGCAGCUGGUGGCCGUCGACGCCGCGCAGCAGAAGCAGAACAUCCAGCAGGAGCUGAAGCAGAUGAAGCUCGACUCGGAGCUGCAGGUCCAGUCCAGGCUGAAGCUGAUCGAGGAGACCGAGCUGAGCCGCAGGAGGGUCGAGGAGGAGAUCCGGGUCAUCCGCCUGCAGCUGGCCACCACGGAGAAGCAGAAGCUGGGCGCCGAGGAGGAGCUGCAGGCGCUGCGGGCCCGGGCAGAGGAGGCCGAGCGCCAGAAGAGGCUCGCGCAGGAGGAGGCCGAGCGCCUGCGCAAGCAGGUGGCGGAGGAGGCCCAGAGGAAGAAGGAGGCCGAGGAGGAGCUGAAGCGCAAGGUGCAAGCCCAGCAGCAGGCCGCAAGGGAGAAGCAGGCAGCCCUGGAGGACCUGCAGGCCUUGCGCCUGCAGGCCGAGGAGGCGGAACGCCGGAUGAAGCAGGCGGAGCUGGAGAAAGAGCGGCAGAUCCAGGUGGCCCAGGAGGUGGCGCUGAAGAGUGCAGAGGCUGACCUGCAGAGCCGGCGCCUGUCCUUUGCCGAGAAGACGGCCCAGCUGGAGCUGUCCCUCAAGCAGGAGCACAUCACGGUCACCCACCUGCAGGAGGAGGCCGAGCGCCUGCGCAGGCAGCAGCUGGAGGCCGAGCAGGUCCGGGAGGAGGCGGAGAAAGAGGUGGAGAAGUGGCGGCAGAAGGCCAACGAGGCCCUGCGGCUGCGGCUGCAGGCCGAGGAGGUGGCCCACAAGAAGACCCUGGCCCAGGAGGAAGCCGAGAAGCAGAAGGAGGACGCCGAGCGGCAGGCCCGGAAGCGGGCCAAGGCCGAGGAGUCCGCCCUGCGCCAGAAGGAGAUGGCCGAGGGCGAGCUGGAGAAGCAGCGGCAGCUGGCCGAGGGCACCGCCCAGCAGAAGUGGCAGGCGGAGCAGGAGCUGGUCCGCCUGAAGGCAGAGAUGGAGAAUGGGGAGCAGCAGCGCCUUCUGCUCGAGGAGGAGCUCUUCCGCCUCAAGGCGGAAGUGAGCGAGGCCAUCCAGAAGCGGAAGGAGCUGGAGGAGGAGCUGGCCAAGCUGCGGGCGGAGAUGGAGCUGCUGCUCCAGAGUAAGGUCAAGGCGGAGGCAGAGUCCCGCUCCACCAGCGAGAAGUCCAAGCAGAUCCUGGAGACCGAGGCCAGCAAGCUGCGGGAGCUGGCGGAGGAGGCGGCCCGGUUGCGGGCGCUCUCCGAGGAAGCCAAGCGGCAGUGGCAGCUGGCGGAGGAAGAGGCGGCCCGGCAGCGGGCAGAGGCCGAGCGGAUCCUCAAGGAGAAACUGGCGGCCAUCAACGAAGCCUCGCGCCUGAAGGCGGAAGCCGAAAUCGCCCUGAAGGAGAAGGAGGCCGAGAACGAGCGGCUGCGGCGGUUGGCCGAGGACGAGGCCUACCAGCGACGGCUGCUGGAGGAGCAAGCGACCCAGCACAAGCGCGACAUCGAGGAGAGGAUCACGCAGCUGAAGCAGUCCUCGGCCAGCGAGCUGGAGAGGCAGAAGAGCCUCGUGGACGACACCCUGAAGCAGCGGCGCAUCAUCGAGGAAGAGAUCCGCGUCCUCAAGCUCCAGUUUGAGAAGGCUUCUGCGGGGAAGGCAGACCUGGAGCAGGAACUCGGCAAGAUCAAGCAGAGAGCGGAGGCGGUCGAGCAGAGCAAGGAGCAAGCCGAGCGCGAGGCAGAGAAGCUGCGACAGGCGGCCCUGGAGGAGGAGCACCGCCGCAGAGAGGCCGAAGAGAAGGUCCAGAAGAUCCUGGCUGCCGAGCAGGAGGCCGGCCGGCAGCGUAAAGCAGCCCUGGAGGAGGUGGAGCGCCUGAAGGCGAGGGUGGAGGAGGCCAAGAAGCAGAAGGAGCUGGCCGAGCGGGAGUCGGAGCGGCAGAUCCAGCUGGCCCAGGAGGCGGCUCAGAAGAGGAUCACGGCGGAAGAGAAGGCCCACCUGGUGGCCGUGCAGCAGAAGGAGCAGGAGUUGCUGCAGACCAGGCAGCAGGAGCAGAGCCUCCUGGACAAGCUGAGGGAGGAAGCCGCCCGGGCCAGGAAGGCUGCCGAGGAAGCUGAGUUUGCCCGCGUCAAGGCGGAGCAGGAGGCGGUCUCGUCCCGGCAGCUGGUGGAGGAGGCCGAGCACCUGAAGCAGCGAGCCGAGGAGGAGGCGCAGGCCCAGGCCAGGGCUCAAGGGGAGGCGGAAAAGCUCCGGAAGGAGGCCGAGCUGGAGGCAGCCAGGAGGGCGCAAGCGGAGCAGGCGGCCCUCCGGCAGAAGCAGCUGGCCGACACAGAGAUGGAGAAGCACAAGAAGUUUGCCGAGCAGACUCUGCGGCAGAAGGCCCAGGUGGAGCGAGAGCUGGCCAAGGUCAAGCUGCAGCAGGAGGAGACGGAGCACCAGAAGGACAUCCUGGAAGAGGAGCUGCAGCGGCUGAAGGACGAGGUGACGGAGGCCAUGAAGCAGAAGGCCCAGGCGGAGGAGGAGCUCUUCAAGGUGAAGGUCCACAUGGAGGAGCUGAUCAAGCUGAAGACCCGCAUCGAGGAGGAGAACAAGGUGCUCAUCACGAAGGACAAGGACAACAUGCAGAAGUUCCUGCUGGAGGAGGCCGAGAAGAUGAAGCAGGUGGCGGAGGAGGCCGCCCGGCUGAGCGUGGAGGCGCAGGAGGCCGCCCGCAUGCGGCAGCUGGCGGAGGAGGACCUGGCCAAGCAGCGGGCCCUGGCGGAGAAGAUCCUGAAGGAGAAGAUGCAGGCCGUCCAGGAAGCCACCCGGCUGAAGGCGGAGGCGGAAGUGCUGCAGAAGCAGAAGGACCUGGCCCAGGAGCACGCCAAGAAGCUGCAGGAAGACAAGGAGCAGAUGCAGCAGCAGCUGGCCGAGGAGGCGGAGGGCUUCCAGCGGACCUUGGAGGCGGAACGCAAGCGGCAGCUGGAGAUGAGUGCCGAUGCGGAGCGCCUGAAGCUGCAGGUGUCCGAGAUGAGCCGGGCCCAGGCGAAGGCGGAGGAGGAGGCCCGGCGGUUCAGGAAGCAGGCGGAGGAGAUCGGCCAGAAGCUGCACCAGACGGAGCUGGCCACCCAGGAGAAGAUGACGCUGGUGCUGACCCUGGAGCAGCAGAGGCACCAGAGCGACCAGGACGCCGAGAGGCUGAGGCAGGCCAUCGCGGAGCUGGAGACGGAGAAGGCCAAGCUGAAGCGGGAGGCGGAGCUGCUGCAGGAGAAGGCGGAAGAGAGGCAGACGGCCCAGAAAGAACAGCUGCGCCAGGAGACGCAGAUGCUCCAGCAGACGUUCCUCUCGGAGAAGGACACCCUCCUGCAGAAGGAGAGGUUCAUUGAGGAAGAGAAAGCCAAGCUGGAGAGGCUCUUCAAGGAUGAAGUGAAGAAGGCGCAGGGCCUGCAAGCAGAGCAGGACCGUCAGCAGAAGGAGAUGGAGCAGGAGAAGGAGCGGCUGAGGGGCGGCCUGGAGGAGGCCCGGCGGAGGCAGGCGGAGGCAGAGGAGAACGUCCGCCGGAAGCAGGAGGAGCUGCAGCGGCUGGAGGAGCAGCGGCGGCAGCAGGAGAAGCGGCUGGCGGAGGAGAACCGGAGGCUGCGGGAGACGCUGGAGCGCCUGCAGGAGGAGCACCAGGCAGCCCUGGCGCAGACCCGGGAGAUCAUGAUCCAGACGGACGAUCUGGCUCCUUCCCUCCAGGCGCCUCCACUGGCAGCCAUGCCCAAUGGGAGAGACGUGGCAGACGGCCUAGCUCAAAACGGCGAGCCAGAGUUGGCCUUUGAGGGCAUCCGGCAGAAGGUGCCCGCCCAGAAGCUGGCAGAGGCGGGCAUCUUGAGCAGAGAGACCAUGGAGAAGCUGGGCAAGGGGGCCGUGACCCCAGAGCAGCUGUCACAGAGGGAGGACAUCCGGCGGUACCUGAGAGGAACCAGCAGCAUUGCCGGCCUGCUGAUUAAACCAGCUAAUGAGAAGGUGAGCGUCUAUCAGGCCUGGAAGCGGCAGCUGCUGAGCCCGGGCACGGCCCUCAUCCUCCUGGAGGCCCAGGCUGCCUCUGGCUUCAUCGUGGACCCCGUGAAGAACCGGAGGCUGUCUGUCAACGAGGCCGUAAAAGAGGGCGUGGUUGGACCGGAGCUGCACAACAAGCUCUUGUCUGCCGAGAGGGCCGUGACUGGCUACAGAGACCCCUACACCGGGGACAAGAUCUCCCUCUUCCAGGCCAUGACAAAGGGCCUCAUUGUCCGGGAUCACGGCAUCCGGCUCCUGGAGGCCCAGGUGGCAACGGGGGGCAUCGUGGACCCCAUCAACAGUCACCGCCUGCCUGUGGAAGCGGCGUACAAGCGAGGCUACUUUGACGAGGAGAUGCAGCAGAUCCUGGCUGACCCGACGGACGACACCAAGGGCUUCUUCGACCCCAACACCCAGGAGAACCUGACCUACCUGCAGCUGAUGGAGAGGUGCGUGACGGACCCCGAGACGGGGCUCUGCCUCCUGCCGCUGACGGGCAAAGCGGCCGCGGGGGAGCUGGCCUACACAGACCGAGAGGCCAAAGACGUCUUCCAGAAGACCACCGUGUCUGCGCCCUUUGGCACGUUUAAGGGGAAGACAGUGACUAUCUGGGAAAUCAUCAACUCUGAGUACUUCACUGAGGAGCAGAGGCGGGACCUGCUGCGCCAGUACAGGACAGGGAAGAUCACCGUGGAGAAGAUAAUCAGGCUGGUCAUCACCGUGGUGGAGGAGAGCGAGAAGAAGGGCCAGCUCUGCUUCGACGGCCUCCGAGCGCCGGUUCCAGCGGCUGAGCUGCGGGAGAGUGGAGUCCUCGACCAAGGCCUGUACAACCAGCUGCGUCAGGGGAAGAAGUCUGUGGAGGACGUCGCCAGCCUUGACUCCGUCGCGAGGUACCUGAAGGGCAGCAGUGCCAUCGCGGGCAUCUUGGUAGAGUCCACCGGCCAGAAGCUGUCGCUCAGUGAUGCCCUGAAGAAGAGCCUCCUGAAGCCCGAGAUGGCCCUCACCCUUCUGGAGGCCCAGGCUGGCACUGGGUACAUCCUUGACCCAGUGAGGAACGAGACGCUCUCUGUGGAUGAGGCGGUGAGGGCCGGCAUAGUCGGGCCGGAGCUGCACGAGAAGCUGCUGUCGGCAGAGAAGGCCGUGACUGGCUACAGGGACCCCUACACGGGGCAGGUGGUCUCUCUCUUCCAGGCUCUGCAAAAGGGCCUCCUCCCUAGGAGCAGCGGGAUCCGCCUGCUGGACGCUCAGCUUGCCACGGGGGGCAUCAUCGAUCCCGUGCACAGUCACCGCCUCCCUCUGGAGACCGCCUGCCAGCGGGGCUAUUUCAGUGAAGAGAUGAACAAGGCCUUGUCUGCUCCCGCCGAGGAGGCCAGACUGUACUAUGACCCCGGCAGCCAGGAGCACGUCACCUAUGCCCAGCUGCAGGCGAGGUGCCGAGUGGACAAGCCGACGGGCCUCUGCUUGCUCCCCCUCUCAGACCAGGCCCUCCGCCUGCAGCAGGAAGAAGUCUACUCCGACGGUCAGGCCAAGGAGUCCUUUGACAAGACGACGGUCGAAGUGCCGGCGGGCAGCCUGAAGGGCAGGACGGUCACCAUCUGGGAGCUGAUCCACUCCGAGUACUUCACCGAAGAGCAGAGGAGGGAGCUGAUCCGGCAGUACAAAUCGGGCAAGGUCACCAUCGAGCGGGUCAUCAGAAUCAUCAUCACCAUCGUUGAAGAGACGGAAGCCAAGAAGCAAGAGCAGUUGACCUUCAGCGGCCUGCGAGCCCCGGUGCCGGCAAGCGAACUGCUAGAAUCCAGGAUCCUCAGUAAGGCCCAGUACGAGCAGCUGGCGGAAGGGCGCAAGUCGGUGAAAGAUCUCUCUGAGGUGGAGGCCGUCCAGAGGUUCCUGCAGGGGAGCGACUGCAUCGCUGGAGUCUAUGUGGAAGGGACCAAGGAGAAGCUGAGCAUCUAUGAGGCCAUGAGGAGAGACCUGCUCUUGCCCGGCACUGCGGCCGUCCUCCUGGAGGCCCAGGCGGCCACCGGCUUCCUGGUUGACCCAGUCAGGAACCAGAAGAUGUAUGUGAACGAGGCCGUGAAGGCUGGCCUGGUGGGACCGGAGCUGCACGAGAAGCUGCUUUCUGCGGAAAAGGCAGUCACUGGGUACAAAGACCCUUACUCUGGGAACACCAUCUCACUCUUCGAGGCCAUGAAGAAGGGGCUGAUCCUGAGGGAGCACGCCAUUCGCCUCUUGGAGGCCCAGCUUGCCACGGGGGGCCUCAUCGACCCCGUUCACAGCCACCGCCUCCCCGUCGAGGUGGCGUACCAGCGGGGCUACUUCGAUGAAGCCAUGAGCCGGACCCUCUCGGACCCGGCAGAUGACACCAAGGGCUUUUCUGACCCCAACACCAAGGAGAAUCUGACCUACUUGCAGCUGAAGGAGAGGUGCGUUGAAGACCCUGAGACUGGCCUCUACCUCCUGCCCCUGAAGCAGCCCGAGAGGCCGGCCAUGGUGGAGACCACCCAAGUGUACACGGAGGCCGAGACCAAGAAGGUGUUUGAGGACACCCAGAUUGACAUUCCAGCGGGAGACAUGGCUGGCUCCUCCAUGUCCCUGUGGGACAUCAUGCACUCCAACCUCAUCCCCGAAGAGCAGCGCAAGCGGCUGAUGGAGGAGUUCCGCUCUGGCCAGGUGACCAAGGAGCGCAUGAUCAUCAUCAUCAUCGAAAUCAUCGAGAAAACCGAGAUCAUCCGGCAGCAAGACCUCACCUCCUACGACUACGUCCGGCGCCGCAUCACUGCGGAAGACCUGUAUGAGGCCAGGAUCAUCUCCCUGGAGAUAUACAAUGCGCUGAAGCAGGGCUCCAAGACCAUCCGUGAGAUUCUAGAGGUAGAAACUAUCUGGAAGUAUCUCUACGGCACCGGUAGCAUCGCUGGUGUCUACAUCCCGUCCAGCAAGCAGAAGCUCGGCAUCUACCAGGCCCUGAAAAGGGGGCUGAUCAGUCCAGAGGUGGCACGCUCUUUGCUGGAAGCCCAGGCCGCCACUGGCUUCAUUGUGGACCCCGUCAAAAACGAGAUGUUGACUGUAGACGAGGCUGUCCGGAAAGGGGUGGUGGGCCCAGAGAUGCAUGACCGGCUCCUGUCUGCCGAGAGGGCUGUGACCGGCUACCGUGACCCUUACAGCGAGCAGAAGAUCUCCCUUUUCCAGGCCAUGAAGAAAGAUCUCAUCCCUUCAGAAGAAGCCCUCCGGCUGCUGGAUGCCCAGUUGGCCACCGGAGGCAUCAUAGACCCUCACCUGGGCUUCCACCUGCCCCUGGAAAUGGCCUAUCAGCGUGGCUACUUCAACAGAGAGACGUACGAAAGACUGACUGAGCCCAGCGAGGUCCGCAGCUACGUGGACCCUUCCACAGAGGAGAAGCUCAGCUAUGCGCAGCUCCUCAAACGGUGCAGGAAGGACGAGAACACCGGCUGCCUCUUGCUGCCGCUCUGUGACACUCGGAAACUGACUUUCAGAGGCCUGCGGAAGCAGAUCUCUGUGGAGGAGCUGGUGCGGUCCCAGGUCAUGGAUGAAGCCACUGCGCAGCGCCUCCAGGAGGGCUUAACCUCCGUUGAGGAAGUCUCCAAAAGCCUGCAGAAGUUCCUGGAGGGCACCAGCUGCAUCGCCGGUGUCUACGUGGAUUCCACAAAGGAGAGACUGUCCGUCUACCAGGCCAUGAAGAAAGGCAUCAUCCGCCCUGGCACCGCCUUUGAGCUGCUGGAAGCCCAGGCAGCCACCGGGUACGUCGUUGACCCCAUCAAGGGCCUCAAGCUGACGGUGGAGGAGUCCGUGCGCAUGGGCAUUGUGGGGCCCGAGUUCAAGGACAAGCUGCUCUCGGCAGAGAGGGCGGUGACGGGCUACAAGGACCCCUACUCGGGCAAACUGAUCUCCCUCUUCCAAGCCAUGAAGAAGGGACUGAUCCUGAAAGACCACGGGAUCCGCCUGCUGGAAGCCCAGAUUGCCACCGGGGGCAUCAUUGACCCGGAGGAGAGCCACCGCCUGCCCGUGGAGAUGGCGUACAAGAGAGGCCUGUUUGAUGAGGAGAUGAACGAGAUCCUCCUGGACCCGAGUGAUGACACCAAGGGCUUCUUCGACCCCAACACCGAGGAGAACCUGACCUACCUGCAGCUGAUGGAGAGGUGCAUCACAGACCCGGAGACCGGCCUUUGUCUCCUGCCCUUGAAGGAGAAGAAGCGGGAGAGGAAGACCUCAUCCAAAUCCUCUGUCCGCAAACGCCGGGUGGUGAUUGUUGACCCGGAGACUGGGAAAGAAAUGUCCGUGUAUGAAGCCUACCGCAAGGGCCUCAUUGACCACCAGACCUACCUGGAGCUCUCCGAACAGGAGUGUGAGUGGGAGGAGAUCACCAUUUCCUCCUCGGACGGGGUGGUCAAGUCUAUGAUCAUAGACCGGAGAUCAGGGCGGCAGUACGACAUUGAUGACGCCAUUGCCAAGGGACUGAUCGACCAGUCUGCCCUGGACCAGUAUCGCUCAGGCACCUUGUCCAUUACGGAAUUUGCAGACAUGCUAUCCGGCAACAUGAGUGGAUUCCGGUCCAGGUCGUCUUCGGUUGGCUCCUCCUCCUCUUACCCGAUAAGUCCAGCCCAUGGCAGAGGCCAGUUGACAUCUUGGAGUGAUCCUGCGGAAGAGACCGGCCCUGUGGCCGGCAUCCUGGACACGGAGACCCUGGAGAAAGUGUCCAUCACGGAGGCCAUGCACCGCAACCUCGUGGACAACAUCACCGGCCAGCGGCUGCUGGAGGCCCAGGCCUGCACGGGGGGGAUCAUCGAUCCCAGCUCUGGGGAGAAGUUCUCUGUGGCCGAUGCCGUCAACAAAGGCCUGGUUGACAAAAUCAUGGUGGACCGGAUCAACCUGGCUCAGAAGGCUUUCUACGGUUUUGAGGACCCCAGAACGAAGUCCAAGAUGUCUGCGGCGCAGGCCUUAAAGAAAGGCUGGCUCUACUACGAGGCCGGCCAGCGGUUCCUGGAGGUCCAGUACCUGACGGGCGGGUUGAUUGAGCCGGAGGCCACCGGCCGGGUGUCGCUAGAUGAGGCGCUGCAGAAGGGCACCAUCGACGCGCGCACCGCCCAGAAGCUGCGGGACGUGAACACCUACUCCAAGUACUUGACCUGCCCCAAGACCAAGCUGAAGAUCUCCUACAAGGACGCCAUGGACAGGAGCAUGGUGGAGGAAGGGAGCGGCCUGCGCCUGCUGGAAGCCUCCUCCCAGUCCAGCAAGGGCUACUACAGCCCCUACAACGUCAGCGGCUCCGGCUCCACCUCCGGCUCCCGCUCAGGGUCACGCACCGGCUCCAGGCAGGGGUCGAGGCGAGGGAGCUUUGAUGCCACCGGGUCCGGCUUCUCCGUGUCCUUCGCUUCCUCCUCCUACUCCUCCUCCAGCUACGGCCGCAGAUACACGCCUGGUCCCAGCAGCUGUGCUGACGCCGCCGGACCCGGCCGCACCUCCCUCCGUGCGAGUGGGGACGGUGGGAGGGAGGGAAGCCAGCCCAGCAAUCGCCCGCAGCUCUCUGUGGCGUAGAGCCCCCGCCGGCCUCCAGGAGCCCGAGGUCACAUUUAUCUUUGCUCUGCAUGUGGUAAAGCUGCUGGCUAACCUGAAUAAUUACUCUGAUGGUUUGUUUUUAUAAUUUUUAAAACUCAUUUUCUUCCAAAGCAGUGCCUAAAGUUUAACCAAAAAGACUAGAUUAAAUAUAUUAACAUACAGGAUUGUUCUGACAGUAUUUGUAUAUUCUGAGAGGAGAGUGAGCGAGCAGCCCUGCCCCGCCCUCCCUGCGCCCUGCCUCCUGUUGCACCGCCUGCCCAGCAGCAGAACCAGCGCCGCCCCCCCCCCUUUGCCAACACCACAAACAGGAGGAACCAGAAGCCUUUGGGUCGUUUUGGACCCUGACCAGCUAGGAGGACUUUUUUCCCAAUGAACUCUGCCAGCUCCACACACACCCCACACCCCCACAGAAGGAAAGGACCCCUCGGCGCUGUGCCUGUCGCCCCGCUGCCAACGCAUUCUCCGACGGGAAGAAGGAAGGAAGGACCUCCGACCGGCCUGGCACCCCAGAGACAUUCCUGCAGCCCUUCCAGCUCUAGCAGACUCCUGGGGCCGCUGCCUUGGACCUCGACCCCGCCGGCCUCCGUAGGACAACCCGGGGGAAACUGCCCUCUGCUCCCAGAGCCGCUCCCCAGCUGGCCUCCCCUCAACCACGUGGACUUGGUGUGCAGACUACAUCUUCUGGUCCCUUCGAAGACGCCCACUUGUCGUUGGGAGAACUCCUGACCUGGUUUUCUGGAGUGAGCAAGUCCCGGAAGAGUUCGAGAGGAGGCCCGGAGAGAGCUGCUCCUCCGCUGUGGCGGCCCACAAAGCGUUGCUGGAUGUCCAUUUGAACGUUCUUCCCAGCGGCCAUGGAUCUCAUACCUGCCCCUGCUGGGGGAAGCGGCACAG